CUUGGCGUCUGAGCCAAUGAUUGUCACUAAACAAUAUGAGGAAGAAGGUGUAUUGUUUAUAACGUGUGGGCUCACCAUUCAUAAUAACAGCUUCAUACAAUCAGGAUGGCGAGCACAGUCUCCAAGGAAAUCUCCUAUGAAGAUCUGAAAGCUCUUAUGGGAAAGAGCCAGAAUCUCCUUCUGGUUGACGUCCGCAGUAAAGAGGAAGUGGAUAAAGGACGUAUUCCAGGAUCUGUUAACAUCCCACUUGAUACGGUAGAGGCAGCUCUUAAAAUGGAGCCAGAAGAAUUCAAGGCCAAGUAUGGAGUAACAAAGCCACCGUUGGAUACGCCAGAGCUGGUGUUUCACUGCCAGAUGGGCAGGAGAGGGGGAACGGCCACAAACAAAGCCCACGAACUUGGAUUCGUCAAGGCCCGUAAUUAUGCCGGAGCAUACAAGGAGUGGUCUGAGAAAGAGGGAAAGUGAUUCUUGUUGAAGGCAAAAGUCUCUUAUAUAUUUAUAUUGUUGAAGACCAAACCUCACAUAUAUUUAUACAAACAACAAAUGUGAAAACUAGACAAAAUAGAGAAACAUUUUUUGUGUUUUUGUUUAUCUUUUGAUACUGUUUUGUUUUCAUAUGCUGCGUUGUUGUAUUUAAAAUGUAUGAUUAAAUACAAAUAAAAUAAA
Messenger RNA from Dicentrarchus labrax (European seabass), 666 nucleotides. It is a transcript of the gene tstd1, whose product is annotated as thiosulfate sulfurtransferase like domain containing 1. The transcript is spliced from 4 exons. Gene Ontology annotation, cellular component: cytoplasm. Gene Ontology annotation, molecular function: thiosulfate-thiol sulfurtransferase activity. The record is from RefSeq and is a predicted model, not a curated record. Lineage: Eukaryota; Metazoa; Chordata; Actinopteri; Moronidae. Bases 106 to 465 code for a protein of 119 amino acids.